Girardinichthys multiradiatus is the source of this 876-nucleotide messenger RNA. RefSeq names its product FCF1 rRNA-processing protein (gene fcf1). The record is from RefSeq and is a predicted model, not a curated record. Gene Ontology annotation, cellular component: small-subunit processome; nucleolus. NCBI's taxonomy places the organism in Eukaryota, Metazoa, Chordata, Actinopteri, Cyprinodontiformes, Goodeidae. The transcript has 8 exons. Bases 70 to 666 code for a protein of 198 amino acids.
GUUUUACCGUCGACACACGAGGGGAGCAAAGGCAGCUAAGUUCAGAGUUAAAGGCUGAAAUUCGGAAACAUGGGGAAACAGAAGACAAAAAAGUUUGCUGCAAUGAAAAGAAUGAUUAAUCUUAGAGAUCAUAGAAUAAAAGAAAAGGACCGCGCUAAACCCAAAGAGAAGAAGAAGAAGAAAGAUCCUUCAGAACUUAAGGAGCGGGAAGUCACAAAGUAUCCGUCCUGCCUGUUCUUCCAGUACAACACUCAGCUUGGCCCACCGUACCAUAUUCUUGUCGAUACUAAUUUCAUCAACUUUUCCAUUAAGGCCAAGCUGGACAUUGUUCAGUCUAUGAUGGACUGCUUGUAUGCCAAAUGUAUACCCUAUAUCACAGACUGUGUGAUGGCUGAGAUUGAGAAGCUUGGGAUGAAAUACAGAGUUGCUCUCAGGAUAGCCAAGGAUCCACGCUUUGAGCGCCUGCCAUGCACGCAUAAGGGAACAUACGCUGAUGACUGUUUAGUCCAAAGGGUAACCCAGCACAAGUGUUACAUCCUGGCCACUGUGGAUAGAGACCUGAAGAGAAGAGUGAGGAAGAUACCUGGAGUGCCCAUCAUGUACAUCUCAAAUCACAGGUAUAAUAUUGAACGGAUGCCUGACGACUAUGGUGCUCCAAGGUUUUAACAUUUCUGCCCUGAAGUUAACCGUGUAAAUAGACUGAUUAUUCCUGUUGACUGUUUCUUUUUGUGCAUAACAAACAUAUAGAGAGCCAGUGGUUUGAUUUACUUAUGAGUGGAUUUAGUUAUAUUUCAGCUUUUCAAAUUUCAUUAUAUGUUGUGACCAUGACAUGUUUUGUUCCAAUUUGAUUUAUGAAUAAAUGAAUUACAAACUGAA